AUGGAAAAAGAACAAUAUCAAUCCGUGAUUCGCUUUUUAUUUUUGGAUGGAAAAACGUGCGAAGAAAUAAAAACGAAGUUGGAUGCCUUCUAUGGGAACCUUUCACCAUCUAUGACAACCGUCAGAUAUUGGUUCAACGAAUUCAAACGUGGUCGUUCGUCUGUUUUUGAUGAGGAGCGCCCAGGCCGCCCGGCAGACGUGGUUACUGAGGAAAUCGUUGAAAAAGUCCACGACAUGAUUCUCGCUGAUCGCCGAACGAAAGUGCGUGAAGUAGCAGAGGCCAUAGGCGUGUCGUAUGGAACGGCAUUCAAUAUUUUGCCUGAUAAUUUAGGAAUGAAAAAGCUGUCGGCCCGAUGGGUGUCGCGAUUGCUCACGGUGGACAACAAGCGAAUGCGGCUAGCCAAAUUGGUCGAAUUGCCGUACGAAUUGCUGCCGCAUCCACCGUACUCUCCGGAUUUGGCCUCCUGCGACUUCUUCUUGUUUCCAAACUUGAAAAUGACUCGGUGAAAAAGAUUCACAUCGAAUGAGAAGGUCAUUGCCGAAACAGAGACCUAUUUUGCAGAGUUCGACAAAUCGUAUUUUUCGGAGGGGUUAAAAAAAUCGCAGAAACGUUGGGAAAAGUGUAUCCUCCUAAAAGGGGAUUACGUUGAAAAAUAAAAAAAAGUUUUGUGAAAAUCUUGCGUCUUCAUUACUA
Molecule: messenger RNA, 694 nt
Organism: Mycetomoellerius zeteki
Lineage: Eukaryota; Metazoa; Arthropoda; Insecta; Hymenoptera; Formicidae
Product: histone-lysine N-methyltransferase SETMAR-like
Molecular function (GO): nucleic acid binding
Source: RefSeq, a predicted model, not a curated record